AUGACGGAAUUAGAAGUAAAAAAUGCCGAGACUCAGACGAAACUUUCGGGUUUCCGUAAAGUGGAAGGAAAGGUCGAAGUAAAAGAAAUCAAGAUUAGUACACUACUCAUGUUAGAGGCUUCUAUCAUGUCCAAAAAAGAACUGAUAGAGAAAAUGAGAAUACCCAUGCCGAUAUUAAAGACACACCGUGCGGUUCAAACUGAUAGAACGAUUGCUCCCGGAGCACCGCGUGAAGCGGUCGAAAAUCUCGCGAAACUUUUGUCUUCGAAGAAAGACAUCAUUCCGGGAAAUCCCAUAGAUAAAUACACGAUAAUGGAAGAAAUUCUAAAUUAUGUUAUAGAAUGCACACUCUGGGCAACCAAUCUUCUCCUCUACGACUACGAGCUCGAGACGGUGGAUCAAGAAGUGCAGACCGAUGUACGUUACGAUAAAACGAAGGACAAAAUGGUGAUAGACAUCGAUGUUCAAACCGAGCUGACCUGCGAGCCAAGGCUGUCGACCGGCAAGCUUUUCGUUCAAUACGAAGAAGUGAAGAACUUCAUACGGAAGAGCAUCCUGGAGCAAUGUAUCGUCCGAGGAAUCGAGCCUCGGAUCAUAAUUGACGACUUGCUCAACGAGAUAAUCGCCAAAGGUGUGGAGCUAACUAAAUACCCCGUGAAGGAGCAAAUGAUCCAAACCGUGGCCAGUUACAAGUCCCACUUGAAAUGUGACGAGGACGUGCUGAGGAAGCUAAAGAUAUCCGUUGUCGUCGAUCCUGCCGAAAUACCAAUCAUCGUCGCGCCACUGAUAAAUGAUCUGUUGACUUUGACGCGUGUCCAGGUGUCUUGGAACGCUCAGCGAGUCGUUAAGGAUAUCCUCUGCACGUUGACUAGACGCGCAGUCACGAUCGGGUGCAAACUCGAGGCGAUUUUGAGACAGCCGCAACGCCUGACCACAGAGCAAAUGUUCCUUCAAAGGAGGAAGAAGAUCGCCGACUCCAUGAUGAAGAAACUCACCGAGACCCGAGCUACGCAAACAGGACUCGCCGGGGUACCCGAGAUCACAAAACUCAAGCCCAAGAACAUUCUGUGCUCGGUUUGCCCUAGGGAAUCGAUAUGCCACUUGUGCCUGACGUCUCAGGAAGAAAGGCCAUCACUGCCGAAGGAAGACACAAGGAUUCUGCGUACCCAAGAUAUACUACUGGCGUAUAACCCGUGCUAUGUCGUCGCCACGGCUUCGGAGGAGAAAAAGAGGCCGUAUUUGCAAUCCAGCAGCGCGGUGAAAAAGAAGAUUGAAAAACCGACCGUCGCGCAAUUACCGAUCACGCAGUGCGUAAUGAAACCAAGAUCAGAGAUACACUCUGCUCGUGAUAAUGAUGCUAUCAACGUCCUCAUGACUCCGAAGAAAAGGACUCAAGCCCGAGAUUCCAUCAGCGAAUGGGCUCGUGCCAUCGACGACACAUUGACCAAAUCCUGGUAUCUCAAAGGUACUUCUGCCGAUUCCCUCACUUAUGCCGCUAGCAACGUAACCAACGUCUCCACCACGGGGUUUGUGACAUCGUCAUCUAAAUCGACAUCCUGCUGCAAAAAGUCCUCCCAAGAGCCUGAGAGCGUUCUGAACUCGCAAAUGACGAAGGCGUUGCAGAUAUUGAAGAACACGUUUUGCACUCGCGACACUUGUCCCAAUGCGUUCCUGAGGACGUCGAUGGAGCAUCAUCCGCCCAUUAAGGACACGAUGGAGAAGAGCAACUUGUCUAACAACGUGGAAAAUUGUGCACCAUUGAACCCGGGCCGACAUCAUCAUGGACAACAUAUUAAUAAUAUUAACGGCCAGAUUCGCGCGAAGCCACGAUAGAGUCGAUAAAUUAUAGCCGCUUCUACGUGGUUCUUCUCGGAAUCCUGAGAACAGACAGAAUAGCGAAGGUCAGUCGAGUUAAAUCUUGCGUUAAAUUUAUCGUACGCGUAAACAGUAUGAAAUGUGCGGAUUAUAAAUAUGGAAAUGCGCAUCGCGAGUGAUUGUAAAAUUUCUCUCCUUUUUUUUUCAUACUAAAAUAUUAUAAACUACAUUUUUCUACGCUAGAUUGCUAGAAUAACAUCAUAUUGACAGAGACUGUUCUUAAGUUUCAUUGUGUAACAAGUAGUAACAGUAAAUUUGACCAUCGGAGUACGCUUAUUAAUUCUUCUUUAUUACGUAAUGACGUUGCACAAAAUAUAUGUAUCAUUAAUCGUACAUAUACAUAUGUAUAUAAAUUUACUACGAUACGCGCAAUGUAAAAUCUAUAAAGCAAAUGCUGUCAUAACUUAACCACGAAGAUAUGAGAUUUAAAAUAAGAGCGAAAAUAUAAAAAAGAAACUACAGUAAUUUUGGUGCGCUGUCGAUUUAUAAAUAACGUAUGCACAGUUGCAUACACAGCUCGUUAAUAUAAGUCAUGGACUUUCCAUGAUUAACUAACACAUCGUUAAUAAGUCUGAGACACGCGCAUACGACCACUAUCACCAGUGUGUCGUCGCUUCGCAAUAGCGACUCGUGUCAUUGUUAUUAUUUCUUUUUUUUUUACAAUUAA
Messenger RNA from Harpegnathos saltator (Jerdon's jumping ant), 2542 nucleotides. RefSeq lists its product as uncharacterized. NCBI's taxonomy places the organism in Eukaryota, Metazoa, Arthropoda, Insecta, Hymenoptera, Formicidae. Bases 1 to 1833 code for a protein of 610 amino acids. The transcript is spliced from 5 exons. The record is from RefSeq and is a predicted model, not a curated record.